Messenger RNA from Brenthis ino (lesser marbled fritillary), 984 nucleotides. The record is from the annotation of a GenBank genome assembly. NCBI's taxonomy places the organism in Eukaryota, Metazoa, Arthropoda, Insecta, Lepidoptera, Nymphalidae.
AUGAAGUCGUUUUUCUGCCUUUUUGUGUUAGUGUGUGCCGCUACAGCGGUGCCCUUGGAAAACGAGGAGCAGAAAUAUUCACGUUUCAUUGAGAUUCCUACUGAUGAUGGCGUAAUGCAUCAAGUUGAUUUAGAGGAGCAGCCAGACUUCCAUUUAUUGGAAGAAAUCCAGAGGAACCCAGCAGACAACGUAUACCUACUAUUCACUAGGCGGAAUCCACUUAUAGCUCAGACUCUUACAAUAAACAAUGCAAAUAGCGUUACCUCAUCCAAUUUCAAUCCGAGAGUUCCAACUAUUGUCAUUGUUCACGGAUGGCUCAGCAACCGGUACACAAACCCAAACCCAACUGUCAGACGUGCUUAUCUGGACAAAAGUGACGUAAAUGUCAUUGUUAUGGAAUGGAGAAGGCUAGCUGCGUCUACAUAUCCUACUGCUGUCGCUGGAGUUCCGGCGGUGGGACGAGGCCUGGGUCAAUUUCUUACAUUCCUCAACAGUGCUACAGGAGCUCCUUUUAAUACAAUGCAUCUGAUUGGAUUUAGUUUAGGUGCCCACGUAGUUGGAAAUGCCGGCAGAGAACUUGGUGGCAGAGCUGCACGUGUUACAGGUUUGGAUCCCGCUGGUCCUCUAUGGGUGGCUAAUUCGAAUCGUCUACGACCUGCUGAUGGUGUAUAUGUAGAGGCAAUUCACACCGACGGUGGUGUUACGGGACUUGGUAUUGGACGUGCGGUGGCUGAUGCCGACUUCUUCCCUAACGGUGGCGUGAGUCAGCCUGGUUGUUAUACCAGUUUGUGCAAUCACAAUCGCGCUUGGGAACUCUACGCUUCAAGUGUGACCAACAACCACCUUGUAGGCAGGCAGUGUAAUACUAUGCUUCAAGUUUCCUUAAACACUUGUACCGGAUCUGCUCUUAACUUGGGCAAUGACGAUUUAAAUAAGAGAGGUAACGGCCUGUUCCGAGUGAAUACCCAACGAAGAUAUCCUUAC